Messenger RNA from Nerophis lumbriciformis (worm pipefish), 2262 nucleotides. The record is from RefSeq and is a predicted model, not a curated record. NCBI's taxonomy places the organism in Eukaryota, Metazoa, Chordata, Actinopteri, Syngnathiformes, Syngnathidae.
AACACACCGAGGGGAGCCUGAACGCAGCAGCAUCACUACAAGUGUGACAGACAACGCAGAACACACCGAGGGGAGCCUGAACGCAGCAGCAUCACCACAAGUGUGACAGACAACGCAGAACACACCGAGGGGAGCCUGAACGCAGCAGCAUCACCACAAGUGUGACAGACAACGCAGAACACACCGAAGGGAGCCUGAACGCAGCAGCAGCAGCAGCACCACUACACGUGUGACAGACAACACAGCAGACCACGCGCUUCAAUGAGAAGAGCUGGUGUCUCCCUGAUUAAAAGCCCUGACUCUACUGCACACACCAAGCCCAGAGAAGCAUGACUGCCUUCAACUCGCCCAGAGACAAAUACAAUGGCGUGUGGAUAGUUUUUUUUAUCCUGGGCUUGGGAACCCUCUUGCCAUGGAACUUCUUCAUGACGGCCACCAUGUACUUCACCAGCCGGCUUAAGGACUCCCCCACAGAGUCCAACCAGACGACCAACCAGACCAACGUUGGCGAGGACACGCGUAACGUCCUGGAGUCCAAAUUCAACAACGUGAUGACGCUGUGCGCCAUGGUGCCUCUGCUCAUCUUCACCUGCCUCAACUCCUUCAUCCACCAGAGGAUCCCUCAGAAGCUGCGCAUCUCUGGCAGCCUCACGGUCAUCCUGGUGGUCUUCCUGCUGACGGCCCUGCUGGUGAAGGUGGAUGUGACCCCGCUGGCCUUCUUCACGCUCACCAUGAUCAAGAUCAUCUUCAUCAACUCAUUUGGGGCCAUCCUCCAAGGCAGCUUGUUUGGUCUGGCAGGGAUUCUCCCCGCCUCCUACACAACACCCUUCAUGAGUGGCCAAGGUCUCGCUGGCACCUUUGCUGCCUUCUCCAUGAUCUGCGCCCUGGCCACUGGGUCGGCCCUGCGGGACAGCGCCUUUGGCUACUUCAUCACCGCCUGCUUUGUCAUUCUCAUGGCCAUCAUCUCCUACCUCACCCUGCCCAGGCUGGAGUUCUUCCAGUACUGCAUGGAGAGCAGCAGAUCCAGACCAUCUGGGGACGAGGACAACAAGAUGGAUCUUCUCAAAAAAGAGAGUCAGGACGAGAGGCAAGCGGUGGCCAGUCUGAUGGCGGACGACAGCAAAUCUUCUGUGUCUGUGCCGAGAAUCUUCAAGAAGAUCUGGGUCACGGCUCUGUCUGUGUGCUUCAUCUUCACCAUCACCAUCGGAAUGUUCCCGGCCGUGACCGUCGAUGUCAAGUCGACGGUGGCCAACGGAGGAGGAUGGGACACCUACUUCAUACCUGUUUCCUGUUUCCUGCUCUUCAAUCUGAUGGACUGGGCUGGCAGGAGUCUGACCGCCUUGGUCAUGUGGCCCAACAAGGACAGCAAGUGGCUGCCCACCCUGGUGGUCGUGCGGGUGGUGUUUGUGCCGCUCUUCAUGCUGUGUAACGUUCAUCCUCGCCACUUCCUGCCCGUGCUGUUUGCUCACGACGCUUGGUACAUCAUCUUCAUCGUCCUCUUCGCCUUCUCCAACGGCUACCUGGCCUCCCUCUGCAUGUGCUUCGGACCCAAUUGUUUGUGUGCAGGAAAGUCGCACAACACGAGGCGGAGACGGCGGGCGCCAUCAUGGCCUUCUUCCUGUCGCUGGGCUUGGCACUGGGGGCUGCCAUCUCCUUUCUGUUCAGGGCCAUCAUCUAGCCAGUGAAGACUGGACACCACUCAGCCUUCCACCAUCGUUACCACGGCAACACCUUUCUGACAGAAUGCAAGCCAACAUGAUGAUUGACAUCUUGCUAUUUAUAAGAUGUCACAUUCUUCAUACUUUUUUUCAUGGGGUUCAAAAGUUGACACGUUUUAUAUAUUUAACACCAACAGACAUUUCCAAAGCACUAUUAAGGCCCAAUGAUGUACAUAAUAUGACAAAGUAUGUGUAUGCUACUUUUACGCCCAUGAUGCUUUUAUUCAAGUCACUGAACUGUUGAAGUUGCUGCCAUUUCUCAAGUGUUAUGUAUAUCUGCACAAAAACUCUACAGCUAAGUUUAUUUUUAUAUCAUUGAGAAGGUCUUUUACUCUUUUAGUUUGCCUGUUUGUAAUCCAUUUGCUAUUCAGAGUGCUUCAGGUACGAGUUUUACUCAGAAGUCAAUUUCCCUCGAAGAUUGUCAAAAGUAUUUCUGAUUCUGUGUACGUUCCUCUCAGCUAAUAAAUGUUGAAGGAAAUGUCUCCCUCUGCUGGACACUUGCGGUAACACGGCACUGAAAGUGUCUGCGCUUCUAGACCCGCUU